AUGGCCACUGAACGUGAAAGCAAGACCUUCCUCGCCAGACUGUGCGAGCAGGCUGAGCGUUACGAUGAGAUGGUUACCUACAUGAAGGAAGUCGCCAAGAUCGGUGGUGAACUCACUGUUGACGAGCGUAACCUCCUCUCCGUCGCCUACAAGAACGUUGUCGGUACCAGACGUGCCUCGUGGCGCAUCAUCUCCUCGAUCGAGCAAAAGGAGGAGCAGAAGGGUUCCGACAAGCACGUUACCAUCAUCCGCGACUACCGCCAGAAGAUCGAGACCGAGCUCGAGAAGGUCUGCCAGGAUGUUCUUGAUGUCCUUGACGACUCCUUGAUCCCUAAGGCCGAGUCUGGCGAGAGCAAGGUCUUCUACCACAAGAUGAAGGGUGACUACCACCGUUACCUCGCCGAGUUCGCCUCUGGCGACAAGCGCAAGACUGCUGCCACUGCUGCCCACGAGGCCUACAAGAGCGCUACCGACGUCGCCCAGACUGAGCUUACCCCUACCCACCCCAUCCGCCUCGGUCUUGCCCUCAACUUCUCCGUCUUCUACUACGAGAUCCUGAACUCCCCCGACCGCGCAUGCCACCUCGCCAAGCAGGCCUUCGACGACGCCAUCGCCGAGCUCGACUCGCUCUCAGAGGAGUCUUACCGCGACAGCACCCUCAUCAUGCAGCUCCUCCGUGACAACCUUACCCUCUGGACCUCGUCCGACGGUAACGAGCCAGAGCCCGCUGCCGCCUCCGAGGCCCCCAAGGCUGAGGAGUCCAAGACCGCCGAGUCUGCCGAGGAGCCCAAGGCCGAGGCCUCGUAA
This is a messenger RNA of Aureobasidium melanogenum CBS 110374, 807 nucleotides long. Its product is annotated as 14-3-3 protein. NCBI's taxonomy places the organism in Eukaryota, Fungi, Ascomycota, Dothideomycetes, Dothideales, Saccotheciaceae. The record is from RefSeq and is a predicted model, not a curated record. The coding region runs from base 1 to 807 and encodes 268 amino acids. Gene Ontology annotation, biological process: signal transduction. Gene Ontology annotation, cellular component: cytoplasm. The transcript has 8 exons.